Messenger RNA from Gadus morhua (Atlantic cod), 1194 nucleotides. It is a transcript of the gene lman2lb, whose product is annotated as lectin, mannose-binding 2-like b. Lineage: Eukaryota; Metazoa; Chordata; Actinopteri; Gadiformes; Gadidae. The record is from RefSeq and is a predicted model, not a curated record. The coding region runs from base 27 to 1103 and encodes 358 amino acids. Gene Ontology annotation, cellular component: COPII-coated ER to Golgi transport vesicle; endoplasmic reticulum-Golgi intermediate compartment; Golgi membrane. The transcript has 9 exons. Gene Ontology annotation, biological process: endoplasmic reticulum to Golgi vesicle-mediated transport. Gene Ontology annotation, molecular function: D-mannose binding.
AAAUCUGGGCGGAGAUUAUCUUCAAAAUGGCGGACGCCGUGACCAAAGUCUACCGAUCACUGCCUUCGGAUUCACUGGUUUACCUGAAAACUCUCAGUAAAUCGGUAUGUUUGUUACUGGUUUUGUGUGUCCUGCUGGGCAGCUCGUCCGCCGACAAUGUGUACGAGAUGGAGGAGUUCCUGAAGCGGGAGUACUCGCUGACCAAGCCCUACCAAGGGCUGGGUUCCUCAAGUUCGUCUCACUGGGACCUGAUGGGCAACGCCAUGGUGACCCCAGACCACGUGAGGUUGACCCCUGACCUGCAGAGCCGACAGGGGGCGGUUUGGAGUCGGAUCCCCUGCUACCUCAGGGACUGGGAGCUGCAGGUCCAGUUCAAGGUCCACGGCGAGGGGAAGAAGAACUUCCAUGGCGACGGUGUGGCCUUCUGGCUCACCAAAGAGCGCAUGCAGAAUGGCCCGGUGUUCGGCAACAUGAACCUUUUCACCGGACUGGGGGUCUUUGUUGACACGUACACCAACGAGGACAAGAACCGCGAGAAGAGACAGACAGGAACUCAGCGUGUGUACCCGUAUGUGUCGGCCAUGCUGGGUAACGGGACGCUGAGCUACGACCACGAGCGCGACGGGCGGCCCACCGAGAUUGGCGGCUGCACGGCCAUGGUGCGCAACGUGAACCACGACACCUUCCUGCUCAUCAGAUACAUCAGGAGCCGGCUCACGAUCAUGACGGACGUGGACGGCCACCGCGAAUGGCGGGACUGUGCGGACAUCUCGGGCGUGCGUCUGCCCCUGGGCUUCUACUUUGGGGCGACGUCUAUCACCGGAGAUCUCUCAGACAACCAUGACCUGAUCUCCAUGAAACUGUACGAGCUGACGGUGGACAAGACGAAGGAGGAGCUGGAGCAGGAGGAAGAGGAGGAGGUGACCGUCCCCAGAGUGGACAACAUGCAGCAGUUCAUAGUGGUGGAGCUGGAGGAGGGGAUGAGCGGCGUGCAGUAUGCGGUGACGGCGUUGUUCUCCCUGAUGGGCCUGGGGGUGCUAGCGGCCAUCGGCCUCAUGGCCUACGGACGCUGGAAGGAGAAGAGCCGCAAGAGAUUCUACUGAACACACACACUUGCACAUUAUCACAGACACACGCAGUCAUAUAAACACACACACACACACACACACACACACACAUACAUACAUACAUACA